UCUUCCCAACGGUCCUUCAUCACUCGGGCGAAACCAACGGGAUGUUUUUGGGAACUGUCUUGAGGAGCGAUAUCAGCCUUUAGCACGGCAGUGGGAGGGUUUGAGCGUGUCACAACUAAAUGGCAACAGCGUGAUAUACAUAUAGCCUAUAUAUAUUUUUGUAUUCAAUAGGAAAUAUCUCCUGGAAUGCCGGAAACACUUCCCGCUAACGGAGCGUGUAUUUGCAGUAACGUUAAGACAAGCCCGCUGUUCAUCAUCGUUGCCUUUACCACCGCGUUGAGCGGAUUCCUCGACUCUGACAUUUAUUUGGCAAGAACCCGUGAAAAUAGGUGGAUUAAAAAGUGUUUUAACUCUGCUUUUCCCCUUUCGUAUCGUUAAAAAGCCCGUGUUUUCCGUUGUGUACGGCAAAAAAGCGCCAGGAAAAGUCCGAUGUUGCACCUCCUCAUGUGUUAUUUGUAUCGCUUUGAUAGAUCAGCGCAUCUCUGAGCUUCCGGCGUCCACCGCGACACACUGAUGCUCCGAGCCGCCGGGAUGGACGAGUUUGUGACGGAAGAAGACGAGCCCUGGUACGACCAGAGGGACCUGGAGCAAGAUCUGCACUUGGCAGCUGAGCUGGGGAAAACCCUUCUGGAGCGCAACAAGGAGCUGGAGGACUCGCUGCAGCAGAUGUACAUCAACAAUGAGGAGCAGGUGCAGGAAAUUGAGUAUUUGACCAAGCAGAUGGAGAUGAUGCGCGAGAUGAACGAGCAGCACGCUAAAGUGUACGAGCAGUUGGACGUGACGGCACGAGAGCUGGAGAUAACCAAUGAAAAACUGGUUCUGGAGAGCAAAGCUUCUCAGCAGAAGAUUGACAGAUUGACGAGUACUAUAGAGAUGCUGCAGGGGCAGGUGGACACGCUAACUGCUCGGGUGGAGGAAUUGCGCACUUUGGAAGAGCUCAGGGUUCGCAGAGAGAAGAAAGAGAGGAGAAAGACUGUGCACUCGUUCCCCUGCCUCAAAGAACUCUGCACCGCUCCCAGGUACGAGGAUAGUUUCAUGGUGUCUGACCCAGGCAGCGGUGACCUACAAGAGUGUCAGCCUGCUGACGAAGAGAACGAACAUCUGCGUGUGAUGGUGUCAUCUUUGCGCAGCGCUGUAGCGGCUGAACGCGGACGGCGUGAGGCGGCUGAACGGGAAUGUGGCGCAGUGAUUCAAGAGUUUGAGCGUCUGGAACAGCGCCUCAUGGGGGCAGAGAACUGCCAGAGGCGUGUGCACGAGCUGGAGGCGGAGCUCCAGGAGAUGCAGCUGCUCCGCAAGUCCCGGGCCUGCCUCCUGAGCGGAGACGAGGGCCUGGAGCAGACGCUGCUCAACUGCGCCCCCGAGACGGACACGCCGGAGGAUGCAGUUAUGGCUGGAAUGCAGAACGGGGAUGCGAAUGAUGGAGCAGCACCCGUCCGGAAGAGUUGCAGUGAUACGGCUCUAGAUGCCAUCUCUGCGGUCGAUGCCUCUGGGAGACGCAAAGGCAGCUACGCGCUUCACGCCAACGGCGUCCGGAAGAGGGGCAUGUCCAUCCUCCGAGAGGUGGACGAGCAGUAUCACGCCCUUCUGGAGAAGUACGAGGAGCUGCUCGGGAAGUGUCGGCGCAAUGAGGAGAGUCUAUGCCACGCUGGGGUGCAGACCUCCCGUCCCGUGUCCAGAGACCCGUCCAUGAAGGAAUGCCGGGCCGCAGAGCCCCAGCAGCUGCCCACUCCUCCGCAGACGCCCUCUACUCCAGAGGCCCUGGAGGGAAUCAGCCGGCAAGUGGAGGCUGUGGACAAACGGCUCAGCCAAAACACUCCAGAGUAUAAAGCCCUCUUCAAGGAGAUCUUUUCCCGCUUACAGAGGACCAAGAGCGACAUAAACUCCACCAAAGGGAGAAAAAGCGGAAAAUAGCCCAUUUUGCUCUUAACAUUUGUGUCACGGAUUUCUUUCCCUGGUCUUUCAUGUAAUGUCUUACAUAUUUUUUUAAUAGAGAGACAUUUAGAUACAUCUGUAAUUUAGCACAGAUCAUCCAUGAAUUAUUUGGUGCCACAUAUCAAGGGACAAAUGGUGGUUUUCUGGACGUUUGAGUCCUCAUGUGCUAAUGUGCCAGGUUGGCCUUUUAGGGUAGACCAUAUUACUCACUAUUGGUUAAACUGUAACCAUAAUCACCCCAAAGUUAAUCAAGCACAGGAAGAUCAUUGCUGAUUAUUUCCUUUCUCACAUGUUGUGUAUUACGUGUUAUGGAUAACCACAGCAUUGUGUAACCACUUUUGUUCAAUAUUAAAUCACACUUUGCUUUAUAA
Messenger RNA from Carassius gibelio (silver crucian carp), 2303 nucleotides. It is a transcript of the gene cdr2l, whose product is annotated as cerebellar degeneration-related protein 2-like. The coding region runs from base 514 to 1911 and encodes 465 amino acids. The record is from RefSeq and is a predicted model, not a curated record. The transcript is spliced from 5 exons. Lineage: Eukaryota; Metazoa; Chordata; Actinopteri; Cypriniformes; Cyprinidae.